GUGGUCAUGGAUGAUUUGAAAACGCCGAACCGAUUAUUCCACAAGUCUUCUUUCAGUAUCAGCAACCUGUUGUGGAGAAGAGAAGGGGUGAUUGGUGACCAGGAGCUUCCUUCUUCUCCGUCCCAGAUAUUGCGCACGACUCACCCUGAGAGAAAAACUCUAGAGGGAAACUUUGACAACGAAAAAAGCUGUGAAAAGUCAAGACGGUGCACUAAAGCGGACGUUAAACCAGUGGCUGUAAAGCGUGAGGAAAAUGGCGAAUCAAAGAAAGCCGAGGGAGCAGAAGAAGGCGUUAAACCCGAGAAACCUCCUUUUAGUUACAACGCUCUCAUCAUGAUGGCGAUCCGCCAAAGCCCGGAUCGACGGCUCACACUUAAUGGUAUCUACGAGUUUAUCAUGGACAACUUUCCAUACUACAGACAGAAUAGACAAGGAUGGCAAAAUUCAAUCAGACACAACCUGAGUCUGAACAAGUGUUUUGUUAAAGUGCCGCGUCACUACGACGAUCCGGGAAAGGGCAACUACUGGAUGUUGGACCCCUGCAGUGAUGAUGUAUUCAUAGGGGGCACGUCGGGGAAACUCCGGCGCAGGACCACCGCAAACUCUAGGACCAAACUUGGUCUGAAAAGAGGAGCGGGUCGACUCAUGUCUUCCAACACAGCAACCAGCGUCACCUUAGCUGCAGCAAGUUCGUUUUACUGGCCAGUGCCUCCAUUUCUACCUCUCCAAACACCAGUGCGCGCCCACCUUGGUGCUGGGACUUACUUAACUGCUCAUCCCCGCUUCUCCAACCACGCAACUUCAGUUGUGUCCCAACGGGCCCGGCUGAGCGCGAGCGCCGCGGACGCCGCUGAACGAUUUGUGCAGACACACCAAGAGAUGUCUUACAUCGGAGUCAGCUGCGCGCAAUCCCGCCGCCAUCAGAUCGGCGCUGCCUGCACCGCCUUCUCCACGUCCAUCCCCGCGUGCACCCUGCCGCUGCCGGACCCGUGCUCUUUCAACAUGAUCUCUGGUCAAGCCAGCUACUUUUACUCUCACCAAAUACCACGUGCCGCCGCGUUUAGUCCGUGUCAAGAGGAAUGCGCCAGUUCCAAGACGUCACCCGGACAGUUUUUCCCCAGAAGCAGUCAUUCGGACCUCGGGGGAUGUUGUAAUGACUUUCCUAAUUACUGCCCUCAAGUUAGUUCAAGCCCUCCUUCUUGGAAUAUAGAAAAAUAGAUUACUGCCGAUAAGACCAUUGCUCGUUUUAAUUUUAGAAAUAAAACUGAACAAAAGACCGAAAGAUUCUGCUUAUCUAGUAAAUGAUACAAUUCUUGUAACAUCAUAAUUCCCUAUGUUGAACUUGAACACUGAAAUGUAUAAUAUUGCUGCACUUGCAGGAUCUCAACUAAAUAUGUGUUGUUUGUUUGAAAUAAAAAAGGAAGAGAGAAACAUGGGAAACUAAUGUGCUUCUCAUGCUCUGCAGAAGAUGUAAAAAUAUGUUUUAGGCUAUAAGGCUAGUUAUUUUAAGACAUAGCUUUUCAGUGUUCAUGGUCCAUAUCUUUAGGUUAGAUUUAUAUUUUUUAUUUUCCCGCAAAACAGGAUUAGUUUGUAAUGUUUACUUUUGUGCUAACCAGUUUGGAAAAGUCACAGAUUGCGCACGCUGUUAUUUUAAACUUGGUGCCAUUUCAAAAGGGAAAAUAGGGAAAAUAAAUAUAUAAAAACUUAAAUUAUUGCUUGGUCUGAUGCUUUUUAACCAGC
Messenger RNA from Melanotaenia boesemani (Boeseman's rainbowfish), 1740 nucleotides. It is a transcript of the gene foxg1c, whose product is annotated as forkhead box G1c. The coding region runs from base 7 to 1218 and encodes 403 amino acids. The record is from RefSeq and is a predicted model, not a curated record. NCBI's taxonomy places the organism in Eukaryota, Metazoa, Chordata, Actinopteri, Atheriniformes, Melanotaeniidae. Gene Ontology annotation, molecular function: sequence-specific double-stranded DNA binding; DNA-binding transcription factor activity. Gene Ontology annotation, cellular component: nucleus. The transcript has a single exon. Gene Ontology annotation, biological process: regulation of transcription by RNA polymerase II.